AUGACAGAUCACGUGAUAAGUAACCAGGACAGCGAAAACAACAUGGCAGCCUCCAUCUCUCAAAUAUUUACUGAGUUUUUCUUCUUUUAAAUCAUAAAAAAAAUGACUUCUAUUUCUUAAAGCACGAUGCCAACAUCAUCGUUGGUCAUACAUACACCGCUUCUAUCACUGAAUAGUCACAAACCACCAACCGUACUGAAAUCAGCCGCUUAUUUCGUUCGGUUGGCGUCCGCUCCUUUGUCGUUGUCACUGUCAGGAACUGGUGCCAACGACAUUUACAGUAAUAACGGACACCUGCUACUAAACCCAGAUGAAACUGUGUGUCCUGGAAAACUUCAGACGCUUUCACCGGCUACAAUACAUUCAACUGAGCAAUUGUCAUUAAGCAGAAUUCUUGAAGAUAUCUCUGCUUUAUCCAUCAAUAGAGAAAUUGAAAAUCCUCAAAACAGUGAAAGUGAAAGUCAUCCGUCUAAUGACAAUGGAGUUUUGAAGGAAAAGGCUAAUUUUUCUAAUAAUGCACAGAAAAAGAAAAACUCAAAAAAGAUUAGUAAGGGUAAGAAUUCCAGAAAACGAAAAAGACAAAAAACACCAAUGAAAAGUAAAGCAAGUGCUGUAGAUUUACCAGCUGUAGCAAAAUCAUCUGCAGGACUGACAGCUGCAUACAAAACAUCAAAACUAGAUCUUGGCGGAGCCCAAUGCACAGCUAUCAAAAUACACCAGCCUCAACCUCAACCCCAACCCCGAUACUAUAACCAAGCUCCUGACAAAAUGGUCAAAAAUGGAGAAUAUUUUAAAUCUGUGUACUCAAGUUCACCCUUUGGAACAAAGGCAUGCCAUUCGGCAUCUUUAUCUUUAACUACUCAGUCCCACAGAAAGAGUCGUAGUAACAACAGUGAUUUUGGCCCCAGUGUUCGAUCAGUAUCUCCUAAAGUCUGUUUAUCAAGACGUUCUGUGUCACAAGCUAAUGAUACAUACAUUAAAAGGAUAACUAAGAUUUAUCAAUCACAGUCUCAAUCCGGUACAGUAGAAGUAUGCGGUGUAGAUCUACCUUGUGCCCCUCCAGCCACCCCGACCCCAGAGCAGCUGAAGUAUCAUCAAUACAUUCCUAGUCUUAAUGAUGUCAUGGCCCAAAGAGCAAUAAAAUUACGCCUGGAGAAAAUAGAGAGAAAAGAAUUAAAGAAAAUGGACAAAAGGAAGGAAGAAGAAAUAAAACAAGAGAAAUUACAACAAAAGGAUAAAUUAAUAGAAAAAAGAAGAAAACAGCGAUUAGAGAUAUAUGCCCUGAAUAAGAUAAUGACAGAAUUAGAAAAUAAGAAAUUUCAAGAGUUCUGCCAGAUUAAAGGAAUUUAUUGAUGUAGAAAAGGUGCAAUUAAGAUGUAGGAAGAACAGUUUUUCGAUUUAAUAAUAAUCAUAUACCAGUAUACCUAUGAAUGCAAUUUAUAUUUACUGGUUCUUAUUUAUUACAAAAAAAUUGUGAUAUAUUGUGUAACUUAUAAAAGAAAAUGUGAAGAUAACAGUCCUCUAUUUGACUUCAAGAUGUGUAUAACUAUAACCAUGACAAGCCCUAAUGAUUUCAUCUUUGUGCCCCUGUCCAUUUAAAUUAUCCAGGGAAAUUGUUGAUUUUAUCUGGCACUAUCAAGCUUUCAAAUUUUAAAUAGAAAUUUUUAUUUGGAUUGGGAAAUCUCAGAUUUAAGUUAUUCCAUCAAUGAAAACUAGACUGAUUCUUAAUAGUUAAAUGAAUGCAAAAAAGUAAAACAAAAAUGUCUAAAUUUAACAGUGAUAUUACCCAGUUGAAUUUAUAAUGUUUAGUGGGUAUUUAUUAAGUAAAGAAAAAAUAUGCAAAUAUGAAUGUAAUAUUUGAAAUGGGGUUUUACAUUAACUUUAUAGUGUGAGAAAUAGGUACUUAUAAAAACAAUGAAAAUAUAAAUGUUUUAUUAACCAGUUCAGUAUUGAAUAUUGUCACUAUUUGAUAGUGGAUAACAUUACUUUUAUUACAAUAGUUAUAGGAAAUGUUAUAUGUAGAUAAACUGAAUUUAUCUUCAUUUUCAAAUUUCUACAUGGUUGUUGAAAAAUUGACAUAACCCAGAUUGGACUGUGGCUGUCUUUAAUGCUGGAAGUACAUGAUAAUUCUUUCGGUAACUUUGUUUACAUUUCAUCUAAUGUCCAAUAAGGUUGACUUAAUGCUGAUAUAGAUUAAACUGACCUGUUAUAUAUUAAAAUGUAUCAUUAUAUUUAUAAUUCACCCCAGUAUAUUUAGCAAUAAUUAAAUACAAGCAAUAAUUUCUUGCUAUGCAGUAAAUAUUAUGGUUUGAUCAUCUUGUGAACUAAAACUGAAUCUUUUUCUAUUUUUUCCCCAUUUUCUUUUUUAAGAAAAGUGCAUUAUCAUAGAAAUGUAUAUACACAAAGGGUAAAGUUUGUAGAUAUUUACUGAAACUAUAAAAAUAUAUUUUUGUGUGUAUUAUUAUUUAAAAAGCAUCUAGACCUCUUUGAUUUAGGUAAAUAAUUAUUGUGUCGAUUUAAUCAAAUUUAUUCUAUUCAUUUGCUUUCGAAGUGGGCAUAUGUCUUCAUGUAAAAUUUUAGGUGCACAGAGAGAGCCAAGGCUGAAAUAUAAAUAAAACAAACCUACAUUCACUUAAAAUUCUUAAACAAACCAAAUUCCAAUUCUUAUUUUAAAAUAAAAUUUAUCAUAUGGAUCACUAAUCGAAAUAACACAUUAGAUCAACUAAUUUAUUCAACUCUUUAUUUGUAUGUAAAUCAAAGAGGCUUAGCUCCUUUAAACUCAAUCUCCUCAAACAAGUAUUAUCUUUUUGGUGUGAAUUUGCUCAAUCUGAAAUACUGCUUUUUUAUGCUCAAUUUUGAUAAACAUUUUAACAAAUAUAAACAUUUACAAUAUUUUCUAACAAUUUUGAAAAACCUCUUUUACUAUUUAUUAUGUUAUUAACCCAGUUGUUUUUGUAUUUUAUGUAGAACUUUUUCUUGUAGAAAUAUGUUUUAGAUGUAUUUAUAUCUCUAAUCAUUUAAUACUAUGUAGUGCACUCAUUUUAAAUCGAAUUGUUCAGAACAAAAUUUGUAAGUGAAGCCAUUUAACAAUAUCAAAAUCGAGUUCUCAGAGAAUCCUGCAUAACCUGUUUAUAUUUUUAAAAAAAUAUAUCAAAAUAAAAACAUUCUUGCACGUAAAUGUUUUACCACGGUUACCGGAAAUAAAUAUAUAAAAGAAAUCGAAGGAAUCAAUUGGCUCAUUUAUGAAGUAGGCCUAUACAACUCUGAUAAAUAUUAAUGACGAUCAUAAAGAUACUGGAUAAUCAUACAUUCCAAUAAAGAACAUCAUGAGAUAAAUUUAGCACCUUAAAGUUUGAUGUGUAUGAGAAGUCAUUUAGCCAAACUAAAAACCUCCCUCUGAGAAUGAAAAUGUAUUUAUUUGUAUGACCUUAUCAGGCUUGAAGAACUAAUUACAGUAUAUGUCCAGUAUUGUGUAGUUGUCUCCCUUAUACCAGCAGUAAGGUGGUUGUUGUCACACGUAGCUCAAUAGACGAACAUAUCACUACUAUGUACAUUACAUCAUAUAAUCUUUUUAUCUGUUUCUAUUUAAUAUUCAACAGCAAACAAAUUAUGAAUAACAUAAUUUUAUAGGUUCCUUUUUUCUGCAAUUCCACUUAUAUAAUAUUUCAUUUUAUUCUACAAAUUGUUCAUUUGUAUUUCAUCCAGAUUUUAAAAUCUGAAUGUUAAUAGGGUCCUUCAAAUCAAAUUGGAAUGAAAAUUGCAUUUCUUAGUUACAGGUUUCUGUAAUGUAACAUAGGGUAUGUACUGUUUUAUUUAACUUUACAGCAUCAACAUAUUAUGAUAUAAUAAAACUUUAAAAGUUUUUACUUGUUGAAUAUGGCUAUUCACAAAUAGUCAAUCAUACAGUUCUUUCACUAUUGCAUAAGCAUCCCUCAAAUUUAAAACUUCUGGUCAUUUUGAUUCUAAGAGUAAUGUCAUAUUACCUUAAUAUGUGAAAAUGUUUUUUUUAUACAGAAUUAAGUGGCUGAUUAUGUAAUAUUUGUUAUUUUUUCCUGUAAUUUUGUUUCUUUGUUAUGUUUUUUUUUAUUGUAAAAUAUUUAUUUUUGUUGAUAUACUCAACUAAUAAUGUGCACAGAGUUAUUAGAAUAUGAAAUAAAACAGUGAAUAUAA
This is a messenger RNA of Patella vulgata (common limpet), 4170 nucleotides long. RefSeq lists its product as uncharacterized. Gene Ontology annotation, cellular component: apical part of cell. The record is from RefSeq and is a predicted model, not a curated record. Gene Ontology annotation, biological process: negative regulation of protein ubiquitination; protein secretion. Bases 127 to 1353 code for a protein of 408 amino acids. The transcript has 5 exons. Lineage: Eukaryota; Metazoa; Mollusca; Gastropoda; Patellidae.